AUCACUUAGUGCAAGUUUUGAUAUGAACAUUCCGCCCACGUUUGGGAAAAUCAUAUAGAAGCUGCACUGCAAAAUAAAGGGGAAAGACAUUAGAUUCUUCGGCAGCUUUUGUGGAAUGUAACUCUAACAUGUUAUUCUACAAUUUAACUGUCUGAGGCAGUUUGUAAAGAUGAGGGUGACCCUAUUGUUAGUCAAUGAACUCCUUCUGAGAUGUUCAUUGUGAAAAGCUGCUUCUUCAAUGAAUUGACGUCACUUUACAACGUGACACCACCCUCAAGUUUAAAAUUCCCUUUAACACAGCAGAAAUCAGCACAAAACUGAUGGAAUGGAAGAAGAAAUUACAGUUAUUACAGAGGAAGAUCACUUCAAGGCUAUGAUUGGCCAACUGGAACGUGAAAUUUGUCACCUGGAACAAAGGUACAAGGAAAAGGAAGAUGUUAAUGUUGCUGCAACAAAAGAGGAUUGUCUAGAACUCAUACAGGACCACUAUCCAUCAACACAUGCUGAACAAAAAUUGAAGCUUCUGAAUGAUAUUAGCCAUUUGGAUGACCAAGUGAAAAAAAACUCUGUUCUGACAAACCUGGAUUUUAAACGUGUUCACAGCAGAAUAAUUAGUACAGAGGUGUCACAGAAACAUCAGUGCAUUACUGUCAUGGGCGAAUGCUGUGGAUUGUCUUUUGUGAUGAAUUUUAAAGAAGAGCUGGGAAAGGAAGAUACAACUCUCAGAGUGAAGGAUCUAGAUGUGGAAAUUGAUAAAGAGGCUUUGGGUAAUCUUGCAUACAUCAUUCCAUGCAUUGAAGAAAAGAAUGAUAUUCAAGCAUUUUUUACGUUCAUCGAGUCAUUUCAAAGUGAGACAGAAAGGAGAAUGAGAGUUUUUGCAGAGCACCAAAAGGAGUUUGAAGGUGUGGUGAGCAUAGCUAGGUCAGGAAACAAUCUACUCUUAAAGAUAAACAAUCAAAAUCCAAGGGAAAAGUGGAGUGUUUUCUGGAAUUUCAAAAUAACAUCACUGUAUAGAGUCAUCCCUCACAUAUAUCUUAAUAUAGAGCAUAAACCAAAGACAGCUGAUGCAGAAGAAGUCACCAAGAAUUUGUCGGACCUGUUUGAGACCAUUCUGAAGGAAUCUGGAAUUCAAGCUGCAUUGAAGACAGUUGUUGAGUGGGUGGUUGACUAAAAGUUGGCCAUCCUAGGACAUAAUCUAUCAACAAGAAAGUUUUGUUUCUAAUGACAGACAAAUGAAGAGUGAAAAGGCAACAAUUUUCAUUUGCUGAAGAGAAGACAUGUAGCAUACCACAUACAUCACCUAGACUUAAUGCAGGUGUGAGUUAUAAAUGUCGGCAUCAAAACACAGAUGAUUGUUUUUUGUUAUUUACUGAUAAGAAUGGUAGGCAAGUGGGACAUGCCUGUGUAAUAAGGUGAUGGACUUGUGCCUGACCUGCUGGCAAACAAGGAGUGGAUUCAGUCCCAGCCAGGGUCAACGAUUUUCUAGAUAAUAACAUUGCCCCAUUCUCAUUUGGCGCAUUAUUCAAGGACGAUUGUCAGUAAGUUGAAAUAAAUGAAUAAAUAUAUGCAAGGAUUGUU
This is a messenger RNA of Liolophura sinensis, 1578 nucleotides long. RefSeq lists its product as uncharacterized. The transcript has 9 exons. NCBI's taxonomy places the organism in Eukaryota, Metazoa, Mollusca, Polyplacophora, Chitonida, Chitonidae. Gene Ontology annotation, cellular component: chromosome, centromeric region; nucleus. Bases 326 to 1171 code for a protein of 281 amino acids. The record is from RefSeq and is a predicted model, not a curated record. Gene Ontology annotation, biological process: CENP-A containing chromatin assembly.